UCGCCCAAAAAAAUGGCAGACCGCUCGUAUCGAUUGUGUCGUUUUUCGGUGCAAAAUCAUGUAUAAUUCAAUUGAAAGUGCCCGAAAUCGAGAUGAAACAGUUUCGCUAAAGCAUUCGGCGAUGAUAUCUCAAAGUGCGUUGUAAAGAUCGUGUCCUCCAUCAAAAAACACGAAAGCCCUUCGCCCGACACAACAACAACAACAACCGUGUGUGUGUGCCAAUUGUGCACAAAUUACCGCUGAACACUGAAACGGUACUUGUGUGCUGGCUGGAAUAUUGGAAACAUCCGUUAGCAGCUCCAAUUUUGGCCAAUCUACAACACACACACACAGCCUGACUUUGUGAAACGGUGCCCAGCUUCCCUUCCCAGUUCCAAAUGUCGCAGAGUGCACCGAGACGGCAUCCUCCCAGUGGCAAUGUCGAGGUCAGCAGCAUGUCAGCCAAGUUUGUUGACACCGAGUGGGAGGCGCGGGAGUCUCAGCGCCAGCGCGAACUGGAGGAAGCACGCGCACGGGCCGCCCAGAUGGAGAAAACGAUGAAAUGGUGGUCCGACUGUACAGCCAACUGGCGCGAAAAGUGGAGUAAGGUACGAACCGAACGCAAUAAGGCCCGCGAUGAGGCGAAACAGCUGCGCAGCAAUCUGGAGGCGGCCAUCAAAGAGUCCAACUCGUACAAGCGGGAAAAGUGCGAGCUGGAAAUGCAAAUCACACAGCUCAAGAAGGAGAUGGAAAAGGUGCACACGCUCAUGAUGAAGCAUGCGGGCCGGUUCAACAAAGCCUCCCUGGACGCAGCGGACGAACCGGACCGUGAUGGGCGCGGUGACAACAACUGUUCGCCAGACAUCUCGUCCGACGGGCUGAAGAACGUCAACAGCGAGGAUGGUUUGGUGACGAAGCUGCCGAACCUACCGGACGACGGUGCCGGUGUGCCGGUGGCCGCCAGCGCGAACGCCGAUCUCGACAUCGAGGAGUACAUCCUACAGGGUGGCGCCAUGCCGAAACAUUCCGUAGAGUUUAAGGACAAGAGCGAACAGAUGGCGGAAGAGCGUCGGCUCAUCCAGCAGCUCUCGAAGGACGACUACGACGAGGACUAUCUGCUGCAGAAGAUCACCAUGCUGCAGCUCCGGCUGGACGAUGCGCAGAAAACGAUUCAGAUCGAGCGGGAGGAGAAAAACGCCGUGCAUCGCAACCUGGAAAAGACACGCCAGGACAUGCAGGAGCUGCGCGACAAGUGUGAGGAGCUGCGGGCAGCGAAACAGGAUGCCGUGCGCGAGCUGCUGACGCUCCAGGAGCAGCACCGGGUGGAGAUGCGCAUCACGCAUAACUCGCUGCAGGAAGAGAGUAUCGCACGGGAAACGCUGGAAAGACGGCUGUGCGAGCUGCGAACCGAGCUGGAGCGACUGCAGGCGGAAAAUGCGGCCGAGUGGGGCAAACGGGAGCGGCUCGAGACGGAAAAGCUCAACAUGGAGCGGGAAACGAAGAAGCUGCGGGCGGAGUGCCAAGAUUUGCAGGAACGGUUGGAGCGCAAGGGACGUCCGCUGGUGAACAGUGACGUGGAGCUUCGCUCCCUGCAGCAGGAACUGCUCGAAAAAAAUAAGGAGCUUAGUGACAUUCGUCAUUCACACAGCAAAAUGAAAAAGAUGCUGUCGGAGGCAAACACCGAGCUCGGUCAUGCGGUACGUCGAGCGGAGCAGUACGAAACGGAGGUCAAACGGUUGCGAUCGCGUGUGGAAGAGCUAAAACACGAGCUGGCCUCCGCGGAGGACGAGCUCGAUGCCGCCUGCAAUCACGUGCGUCGGCUGCAGCGCACCAACGAGGAACUGAGCGGUCAGACUGAAGGCUUGCAGGUGCAGAUACAGCAUCUUCAGACGAGUGGCAGUCCCAAGCAGCACGAGGCGGGCAACUAUAAGGCCACCAACCGUUCAAACUACACCGCCAACGUGAGCUACAAACCAAACAUUAACGAUCUGAAGCAACUGUUUGACAAUUCAGCGUCACGACAGUUUGGCGAUCGUGACCGCGCUGGAGCCGUCGGCGGUGGUGGUGGUCCAUCGAAAUCGUCCGGCCUACCCGUACGCGAGCAACCAGCGUCCCUUUCGUCCAGCGUUAACCCACAGCAACCCCCAUCGUACAUCCCACUCUCAUCCGGCUCCUAUUACGAUGCCAAACCGAGCUACAUCGAUCACGAUGUUCCAUCGCCCCCGUCGCUCAACAACAACAAGUACGAGUUCGAACGUGCCAAGCAAAAGUUCGACAAUAUAACGCGUGCGGCGGCAGCCGCCAGCAAUCCCGGCGGCCACAAGACGCGCGCCUCCUCGGGUGGUAAUGGGCAGCCAUCCUCCAAGCAGCACAACGCUGCCGGUGGAUCGGCCAUACCGAAACGAAACACUUCCUCCAGUGGACCGGUUUCGUCGUACUACGAGCCGAAUGUAUUCCCCAGCGGUGGUGCCAAUGGCCGGGCAGCUCAGCAUGCAGCCGAUGAUAUGCCACCGACGAAGAUUCAGAGCCACAUCAACGAAACGAUACAGCUGUUCGACGUUAGCCCGGGUGCGUACGAUCAGUCGCCGAGUGCAAACUGUCCUCCACCGAGGGGAAGUAUGGGACAGCAACAGCCCCACAAACCGAUCAACAUUGGCAAGAUGAACGAUGUCAAUCUGGAUGGGUUAAAGGUAUCGGAAGACGAUGAAACUCCGUAGCUCGCACGGCUCGACCAGUCUCCUUUCGGCCAACGAAGAUAAUAGCGAUAAUGAAUGAUUUGUUAAGCGACUUGACUGGACGACUGGAGGACCGAUGGGAAUACAACGACACACAUACUCUCAGGCAAGAACGACACAAUGGUACAGGAUAUAAUCGUCCCAACAUUGCCACUUGGGCCACAGUAUUACCCAAGAAGUCUUACAUACAUCAUCCACUACUGGUAUGCUCUCUAAAUGAAACCCCAAUUAAGCAGAUGCAAACGACACUUAGGUUCAGUCGUAAACUCGUAAUACUCUCGUAGAUACUGUAGCAGAGACCUCAGUACUUAUGCGGUAGCGAUAACGAAACAAGUAUUAAUCACGCAAACGAUGAUUCCUCAUCAAAAUUUACUUCGGUUUUCUAUUUCCUUACUACCCAGCAAUAUGGUGUAAACUCUCCAACAAAACAUAUAGUACAACAGCUCGUCCCCAGUUUUAGAGAGUUACAGAUCAUAGGUUAUUUAUAUCCCUUGGAACAGAAAAGUAUUGCCAAUACGCAGUUAGCUCACAGAUCAUUCUCGUUUUCGUGUUUGGAAAGGUUUUUUUUUUAAUUAUUUUGGUACCAAAAAUAUUCAAAUUUAACAAGUAAUAUGUUCUCGUCUUUGUCUUGAAUUAUUAAUUUUGAUUCAAAAUUUCGAUAGUAAAAUAAGAUAAGAGCGAUAGUGCUGAACAGAGAUUAUUACAAAUAGCAUAUCUUCUUGGCGUAUUGUUUUAGAGCGGUAGAGUGUUGGCGUGUUUAGUAGCUAUAGUUUAUCGUACUCUUACAAAUACAAAACUCCUUAUACAUGCAA
Messenger RNA from Anopheles arabiensis, 3526 nucleotides. Its product is annotated as coiled-coil domain-containing protein 102A. The record is from RefSeq and is a predicted model, not a curated record. Bases 378 to 2696 code for a protein of 772 amino acids. The transcript is spliced from 6 exons. Lineage: Eukaryota; Metazoa; Arthropoda; Insecta; Diptera; Culicidae.